Heterostelium album PN500 is the source of this 369-nucleotide messenger RNA. RefSeq names its product vacuolar ATP synthase subunit G. Gene Ontology annotation, biological process: proton transmembrane transport. Bases 1 to 369 code for a protein of 122 amino acids. Gene Ontology annotation, cellular component: vacuolar proton-transporting V-type ATPase complex. The record is from RefSeq and is a predicted model, not a curated record. Lineage: Eukaryota; Evosea; Eumycetozoa; Acytosteliales; Acytosteliaceae. Gene Ontology annotation, molecular function: proton-transporting ATPase activity, rotational mechanism. The transcript is spliced from 3 exons.
AUGACAAUGACAAUAACAACAACAACUAUAAGUGAAGAUAUUGAUAUGUCUGAAGACGGUAUCAAGAAGUUGUUGGAGGCUGAGAGAAUGGCACAAGAGACCAUUGCCAGAGCAAGACAAGAGAGAAAUCAAAAGUUAAAGCAAGCCGUUCAAGAGGCUGAAAAGGAUAUCAAGACCUUCAAGGACAGCAAAGAGAAAGAAUUUAAAGAUUAUGAAUCAAAGUUUCUUGGACAAUCAUCAGCCACAUCUGCUGAUCUCGCUUCAAGUGUAAACAAAGAAAUCGAACAAAUCCGUAAGAAGACCGCCCAAAACAAAGACGAAGUUGUAGAGAUGCUUUUGAAAUUCACCACCGAAGUACACGUUGAGUAA